CCGUUCCGAUUUCUUAUUCCUAUUUCGGUUCAGUAGCGGACACGGAAGCGGGGCGAUAUAUGCUUCGCGCUCUGCCCUGCAGCAUCCUCCGCCCCCUUCCACCCUGAAUCAGCAGCAACGCCCUGUCUCCACUCUCCACCUCCCCAGCCGCUACGUGUCCGAGCGCCGACGAUCGAGCAGCAGCAGCAGCAUCUCAGGAUCCAUCCAUAUCCACUAGCAAACUGGGGACGAUGGCGUUCAAGAAGGAUGAUAACUUCGGAGAAUGGUACUCCGAGGUUGUUGUUAACAGUGAAAUUAUUGAGUAUCAUGACAUCUCUGGCUGUUAUAUUUUGAGGCCGUGGGCGAUGGAGAUCUGGGAAUUGCUGAAAGAAUUCUUUGAUGCAGAAAUAAAAAAACUGAAGUUGAAAUCUUAUUAUUUCCCUUUGUUCGUUACUGUGAAUGUUGUGCAGAAGAAGAAGGACCACUUUGAGGACUUUGCUCCUGAGGUGGCAUGGGUUACUAAAACAGGAAAUUCUGAGCUGGAAGCUCCUAUUGCAAUCCGUCCCACGAGUGAGACGGCCAUGUAUCCAUACUUCGCUAAAUGGAUAAGAAGCCAUCGGAACUUACCUUUGAGAUGCAACCAGUGGUGCAGCGUUGUUCGAUGGGAGUGUAGCAAUCCAAUUCCUUUAAUAAGGAGCCGCGAAUUUCUUUGGCAAGAAGGGCAUACAGUUUUUGCAACUAAAGAGGAGUCAGAUGAAGAGUUUUAUCAGGUUCUCCGUAUAUUGGAACUCUACCGAAGGAUAUAUGAAGAAUUUUUAGCAGUUCCAGUGUCCAAAGGGAGGAAAAGUGAGAUGGAAAAAUUCGCUGGUGGACUUUAUACAGCUAGUGUUGAGGCCUUCAUUCCAAACACUGGCCGUGGUAUACAAGCCGCAACUUCAAAUUGUCUUGGUCAAAACUUUGCAAAGAAGUUUGAAAUCUUUUUCGAGGAUGAGAAUGAUCCCGCUCAAAAAAAGAAAGAGAAGAACAAAAGGUCCUUGGUGUGCCAGAAUUCUUGGGCGUACACCACCCGCUCGAUUGGAGUGAUGGUGAUGACCCAUGGCGAUGACAAGGGCUUAGUGCUGCCACCAAGGGUGGCACCUAUCCAGGUCAUAGUUAUUCCUGAUCCAUUAGAGGAUGCGGACACGACGGCUAUUAACGAAGCAUGCGAGACGAUUGUAUGCACUCUAAACCAAGCUGGGAUUCGCGCAGACUUGGAUACUCGUGAGAACUACUCUCUGGAAUGGAAAUAUUCUCACUGGGAAAUGAAAGGUGUUCCCCUGAGAAUCGAGAUAGAUCUGAAAGAUCUGGCAAACAAGCAGGUGCCCGUCGUCCGGCGAGACAAUGGUGCAAAGGUUGAUAUUCUUUCGACCGAUUUGGUUGAGCAUGUAAAGGUGUUGCUGGAUGGGAUUCAAGAUAGCUUGUUUCAAACAGCCAAGCAGAAGAGAGAUGCUUGCAUUGAAGUCGUCUACACUUGGGACGAAUUCACAGCAGCUUUGAAUGACAAGAAGCUGAUCUUGGCUCCAUGGUGCGAUGAAGAGGAGGUUGAGAAGGACGUGAGGGCUCGGACCGAAGGCAAUCUCGGCUCUGCCAAAACAUUGUGUGCUCCAUUCGAUCAACCAGAUCUUCCAGAAGGAACUGUGUGCUUUGCUUCUGGAAAGCCCGCCAAGACCUGGUCGUUUUGGGGCCGCAGCUAUUGAUUGAAUCUUCUCCGUGUGUGCCAUGGUACCGCCUGCCAUGCUGCGGUUCUUUGCCAUUCCUUGCCGUUUGGAGAGCCCAUUGAUUUUGAAUAGGCCUGCAAUCUUGGACUUCACGCACCCGCGCACGCACACAUGCACACAUAUUUAGCAUGUGGUGUUGCUUAUUACUAGAGGCUAAUGUGCGCUUCGCCGCGCCGUUCUUCACCUGUAGGAUUAACUCUUUUUUCUAUGUUGGCUUGGGUUUAAAUUAUGUUAUGUUCUUUCAUCCAUAUAUAUGGUGUUGGCCUGCUACUGAAGACAAUAUUGUUCUGAGAUAAGAGUGAAGUUGUUAGGUGCAUUGUUGUGGAGUCCUUCCAUGUUUCCGCCUCGGUGUCAGUUGAUGGUGGUUGUAUGAGUCCCUUGAGAGCUCUCAUUCCACGCUGAAAUCGUGGAAUUGUUGUUAUAAGGCUCACAUGGGCCGGCACAUGAAGCUCUCGGCUUGG
Messenger RNA from Triticum urartu, 2197 nucleotides. NCBI's taxonomy places the organism in Eukaryota, Viridiplantae, Streptophyta, Magnoliopsida, Poales, Poaceae. The record is from RefSeq and is a predicted model, not a curated record.